UUUCAGCAUUCCUGAGGUCUGGCUCAGCACUUUUCAAGAAGCAAGUCUGUGCUGUUCUCCCACGACGAAUCAGACUGGCUACUUGAUUAGCUCUGCAGCUGCAACGACCAAUCUAGUUUAGAAGAAAUUCUUUAGCUUUAGAUUGAUAUAAAAAUGAAGAUGAUUCUCUCACUUUUCUGUUUUACAGCUUUUCUUUUCUCAGGCGCUCAGGCGGCCAAGUUUGCCAAUGACUUCAACGUGACUUGGGGCAAACAAAAUGUAAAUAUCACAGGCAGCAGCAGAGGCGACGUGGUGACGUUGACGAUGACGAAAGAAAAAGGAGGAGCUGGAUUUCGAUCACUAUCACCAUUUUUGUACGGGCACUUUUCAAUGAAAAUGAAGCUGAUAAAAGGAAACUCCUCCGGGACCAUCACGGCCUUUUAUAUGUCCUCACAAGAUAAUUACAAAAAGUGGUGCGAAAUAGACUUCGAAUUUCUGGGAAAUGUAUCAGGACAGCCCUAUACACUGCAGACCAACGUGUACAUUCAAGGAGUGGGUAAUCGCGAACAACAAAUCUACCUCUGGUUCGAUCCUACAGCUGCGCAUCAUACAUAUCGUUUUCUCUGGAAUCAGGAACUGAUUAUGUUUUUCGUGGACAACCGAGCCAUCCGAGUGUUCCAUAAGGCCACAGACCUCGGGAUCCCUUACCUUGAUUAUCAGCCCAUGUACGCCAUCGGCAGCCUGUGGAACGGAGAAGCUUGGGCUACUGAAGGCGGCCGCAUCAAAACUGACUGGACUCAGCAGCCGUUCGUCGCCUCGUACACGCAGUGGAACGUAUCCGAUUCAUGCCAAGUUCAGAACUCCACCGGUACGGCCGGUCAGCAUGCUUGCUACGAGAAGGCGCACAAGAGUUCAUACGGUCAAGCUCCUAACCUCGCCCUCACAAAGACUCAAAUCAAGUAUCUCAGAUGGGUUAGGAAAAACUACGUGAUUUACGAUUACUGCACCAAAAAUGCGACCGCAACUCCAGAGUGCACCAGGAACUGGCCUUGAGAAGUUCAGAUGUGUGCAGCUUUGAAAAGAUGAAAAGAAUACAUCUUCUGCAAUAAUUCAGGAACCGGUCUUGUUCCGAGAAAAAAACAGAUCUUAAGAAAAAUAAAAAAUAAAAACUUUGUGAAUCCGCAGCAUGUUUUUUAACUCUUGCGUGCGAGCCCCCUUUUGUUAGUAUAUAUCUGCCAUAGCAAUAUACAGAACUGUAAAAACCUGAUAUGAACCUUACUGUACAGUAUUUCCUAGUGUUCAACUACGUGGACGAAGGAGAAAGCUGAAGCCGGCUAGACUUUCAGCUUCUUUCUGGUUUAGAAGCAUGUACACGGAUGAGAAAAUUAUUCCGUGCAUUAAGUGGAAGCAGACGUAGUUUGACAAGUUAGGAAUGAAGAUGUACUGUUUUUGUAUUCAUUCUGUGAAUAUAAGUAGGUGAGGAACAUGUA
Marchantia polymorpha subsp. ruderalis is the source of this 1469-nucleotide messenger RNA. The record is from the annotation of a GenBank genome assembly. Lineage: Eukaryota; Viridiplantae; Streptophyta; Marchantiopsida; Marchantiales; Marchantiaceae.